Messenger RNA from Branchiostoma belcheri (Belcher's lancelet), 1208 nucleotides. RefSeq names its product homeobox protein EMX1-like. Bases 382 to 1164 code for a protein of 260 amino acids. The transcript is spliced from 3 exons. Gene Ontology annotation, molecular function: DNA binding; DNA-binding transcription factor activity, RNA polymerase II-specific. NCBI's taxonomy places the organism in Eukaryota, Metazoa, Chordata, Leptocardii, Amphioxiformes, Branchiostomatidae. The record is from RefSeq and is a predicted model, not a curated record. Gene Ontology annotation, biological process: neuron differentiation; central nervous system development; regulation of DNA-templated transcription.
UGCAGGACUCGUGCUUUCGUACCUGGAGUCGUGAGAGCAAGUAACAGUAGCGUACAUGUAGCUUAGAAACCACUUUGUCUGUAGAGUUUCUCUCUUAAAACCUUUCGACAAGAUCCCGCCUGGGAUCGCCUUGUAUGUGUCGUUGUGGAUUUACGUCUGAAAUUCCCCGAUCGAUCGCUGAGAGGAGCUGUUGCGCGGUUUGACAGGUUGGUCGGUGAAUCGGAACGGACAGCCCGGGAACGGUCGUACGCUGUACGUCCGUGUUCUCUUGUCUGAGUGACGGACAGCGCGAUCGUGCGGCUCCACAACUUGUCUCAACCGUCCCUAGAAGUUCUCUCUUUUCUCGGGAAUAGUCGUCGGGGAAAAGAGGACGCCGUCACAAUGAUGGCAGUACAGCCCAAGUCGUGUUUCAGUAUCGAGUCGCUGGUUUCCAAAGACCCUCCUCGGGUUGACCGGCCGCGGCUGCCGCCUCUGUCGGCGCUGUGGGGGAUACCGUGUUGCACGGACACUACCAGCACGGGCUCGGUCGUCCCCAACCUACCUCCCGUCAAACUCUGCUCCACCGGCGGGCCGUCAGCGUUCAGGAACGGACUCCGCACGGCGACGACGUUACCGAGCGUCCCCGUGCCGCACUACGUCCCGGGGUACGGCCCGACGGCGGGGGUGGCCGCGGUACCGCCCGGACACCAUCCCGCCCCGCCUGGCUUCCUCCACCCGCAACAAGCCUCCCUACCCUGCCAUCCAUGGCUGCUAGCGCGCCACCAAGCCGUCUUCGGACACAGAAUGCAAGAUCCAGGAAACGGACAUCUCCUUCUCGCAAAUCCGUUCCGGAAACCGAAGAGAAUCCGGACAGCGUUCACCCCGUCACAGCUGCUCCGGUUAGAACACGCCUUCGAGAAGAACCACUACGUAGUCGGGCAGGAGAGGAAGCACCUAGCGCAGUCUCUCAGUCUCACAGAAACACAGGUAAAGGUGUGGUUCCAGAACCGGAGGACGAAGUACAAGAGGGACCAACAGGAAGAGGAGGGGCGAAAAUCACCCCCCAAGCAGAAGGGCGCGCACCACGUCAGCAGGUGGAGGAUGGCUACUCAACAGUUCACAGACGAACGGACGGACAGCAAGGAACACACGGACGGACAGAACCUUGAGAAGACGGACAGUUGAUGAUCUGAAGACGGUCUGAAACUCUUGUGUGUGGUAGCAACAUU